This is a messenger RNA of Scatophagus argus, 3538 nucleotides long. Its product is annotated as protein yippee-like 2. The coding region runs from base 489 to 848 and encodes 119 amino acids. NCBI's taxonomy places the organism in Eukaryota, Metazoa, Chordata, Actinopteri, Scatophagidae. The record is from RefSeq and is a predicted model, not a curated record. The transcript has 5 exons.
ACACAAAAAAAUAAUCAGACACUGGACAGAAACCGACUAAUAUGCCGUCCUCACUGUAUAACUGUUGUUUGUGCGAACAUGGAAGUGGGUAGCAGUGAACGCUCUCCGACUGGUUGUUUCAUCUCUCUCUGUCUCUCUCAUACUCUCUCUCUCUCUCUCUCUCUCUCUCUCUCUCUCUCUCCCUCUUCUAAACUCAGCUGGGCAUCAUUGCGCGUCAAAACAUUGCGUCUCUGCAGGACUUGUCAGGGCCGUCAGGGAAAAUUGCCUGGAAAGGAAUGCGAAAGAGGGUUUAGGAUUGGCACUGCCACGAGGAAAACGAGGAGGUGCGACAUUUUCAAGGCUACGUGGAGAUCAGUUUUUCUUCCCUUCAAAGGUGUUCGCCUCCCAACCCACCGCCCACCACGGCCCUCACCUGUGUGUUGCGGUGCUUCCCCUGUGAGCCGACCUGGGCUGGCAGUCCCUUCUUGCACCGCCCGCCAACCCCGCCCAUGGUCAGAAUGACGCGCUCCAAGACCUUUCAGGCAUACCUGCCCAGCUGCCAUCGAACCUACAGCUGCAUCCACUGCCGAGCUCAUCUGGCCAACCAUGACGAGCUGAUCUCCAAGUCGUUCCAGGGCAGCCAAGGCAGAGCCUACCUGUUCAACUCUGUGGUGAACGUUGGGUGUGGCCCUGCAGAGGAGAGAGUUCUGCUCACAGGCCUUCAUGCUGUAGCAGAUAUCUACUGUGAGAACUGCAAGACGACCCUCGGCUGGAAAUACGAGCAUGCCUUUGAGAGCAGUCAGAAGUAUAAAGAGGGCAAGUUCAUCAUCGAGCUGGCCCACAUGAUCAAGGACAACGGCUGGGACUGAGGCAUGAGCAGUCGGGACACGACCACAGUAGAGGGGGGUGGGGUUUGGGGGGCUUGAUGACUGGGUGAAUGGACAAAUGGAUGGGAGGGAGGGAGCCAGGGAUUGUGUGCAGUGGGUGAGUGUGUGACUUUGGUUUGGCUGAUUUACCAUUAACCUCUGUAACUCUCUGCCCGUCCCUCUCUACCAUGCCUCUUGAUGUAUAUAAAAACACACACAUCAAGGUCCCAGACAUCCCAGCUUGACAGAGAGACAGCCUAGGCAGGCUAGUAUGCAGCUAGCAAGACUAGGUGACUGGCCAGCAAGACAAGAUGUCAUUUUCACAUUUAAACAUUAUUUGACAGCUCUUAAAAAGGUGGCAGCACUCCUUCCGUACCUGCUAGGAGACAUCUUCACUGUCAGAAGUAUUUCACCUUGUCUAACAAUAAUGUAAAACCAGUUGUUAACAGGUCAUUCAGUGGAAAUUUAGCCAGAAGGACGCCAGCUGGGCUUGCCUGGUGGGCUUCAUUGGCCUUGGGUGAAGAGCUGACAAGCAUUUACUCUUUCUGAAUGAGAUGACCUAAGAUGAUUAUGGCAAAUCCAGCUGAUCGAGGCCAUGUCAGCUGGGCCAGUGAUGAGGCCUGGCGCUCAGGCUUGGCACGGAGGCCCGAGCACAUGGGGGUAGGGUGGUGUGUAAUGUGAUGGGGGCAGAUGAAGGGAUUGCUGCCUACCAGGCUGCUCACUCGACGCGGAGGGAGAGGAAGCUUCUGAUCCAGUUAUGCAGUGGCAUUGACAGCUUCUGGCCGGGAUCCACUCCAUGUCUUGCCAGCAAUGCAGCUCAGAUUGGGCAGGGUGGGCCGAGAGUGAAAGAGAUACAGACAGACAGCCACAAGCUUGUCCUAAAACCCUAACAGGAAUUUGCCCUUGUAGCAGCAAAGCAGCUCCCCCUGGGUUUUAUUCAUCUUUCGAUACAACGAGUCUUGUAAAGUGAUCUGCUGAUCCGUCCUAUAUAUGUCUGAUGUAGGCGGAUCUGCUGCUGGGCCCCGCCUUUGUUACUUGACCGGAUAGAAUUACACAACACAAGCGUGUCUCAGGUGAACAACUUUGGCUGGGAUUCCCAAAGGUUUGCAAGUACUGUGAGCAUCUUUCUGCUGUUGUAGGUUGAUGAGCAAAGGUAGACCCUGCAGUCUUGGCCGGGGUGGAGGGUGGGGUCAGCUGGUAAUCAGUUCGACACGAACAUAACCCCUUGAAACAGUAAGAUUUGAAGAAACUCAGAAACAAAUGGCCAAUGCAUGACUGGUUUCAUGGGCCAAGGGAAAAUGCAAAUUAAAAAAAACAAACAAAAAACAGAAAAAGUAAGUAAUGAUUUUACUGAAGUUAUGAGAUAUAUACAUGACCACAGAGGUGCGUACUGUAAAUGCUUAUGUAUAAAUGGUAAUACUUAUCACUCUUUGGCUCUCUUUCAGUCUGGGAUGACUACUGGUUAACUGGUGUUACUCUGAUCUUCACUAACCGGCACUCACAAAACAUUACGUCAAACCUACAGGGCAAUGUCAUGAAGCAAUCCACUAGAUAGACCCACUUAUUUUUAUUUGUGUCUUAAAGUUACCGACACAUUAUCUUUUAGGUUUUGCUGUCAGUUUUAGAUAAUUUUUCUUUUUCAUAACUCCCGCCACCCCCUCACCCACUACCCACCCCAUGUUGCCUUCAAGCUAUGACACCUGGGUAAUAUUUGAGGUUACAUUAAUGGGAAGCAUUGCUCAGGUACCUUGGUGUGAGUUUUUUUUUUUUUCUUUGCUAAGGCCAGGAUCCUACUUAAUGUGCUGAACGGGUCAUUCUUGGAUGGAAAUGUAUUUUUUUUAAAAUGAGAGAAUCCAUUCUAGCUGCCUCCAUCCCAUGGAAAUGCAACAUUAACGCAUGCAUGAAGUAAAACAAGUGUUCAAUGCAGUUUUGUGCUGCAGAGUUGUGCUUGUGCAAUGAAACCUUGUGCUGUAAUACAACAUACUGUAUUUUUCAGUUUCAUCUCAGCACUAAACCAUUGCAGAUUAAUUGUGAUCCUGGUUUAGAAAAGUAGAAGUUGUUGCCCUGUUUGUCACACUUGGUUUCCUGUUGCUGCCAACAUUACUCAAGAAGUUGCCCUGUCCAAUGGCAAGUUCUGUCCAAUACUCUCCAGUUCCAACCAAACCUAAACAAAUAACUCUCAUUAGUGACACUCAGCAGCUUAUUGCUGAGUCGGAGGCUACGACAUUAAACCCAGCACAACCAAAGAACCCGCCCAUCAACAAUAAAUUGACCAAACAAAUGUUCUCAUUUUGCUUGGGCAAACAUGGGGGUGUGUAUAGCUGAAAGCCAAGGUCGUGGAUAGCCUUUCUCUGUGAUUAUAUAUAAUGCAUUAUGAUUUUGUAAACAAAAGAUCUUAAUAUAUGAAUAUAUUCUAUUUACUGUAUUCACCAUGAGGAUUAUCAUUCAUGUUCAACCUCUGUGUUACAGACUGUAAAUACUGUUAAUGUAUUGUGUUUUAUCUAUGAUCCAUACGAUGAUGAAAGAAUGUUAUAUAGGUCAUGUCAUGCUUUCUCUCUGGUACCCCACAUUGGCUGUACGAUACUACUUUUUUACUGAAAAUGUUUCAAUUUUAAUGUCUUUUGUAAAGGAGGAUGCUGAUGUUGACUAUAUAUCGUUGGAUCUUCAUCUAAUAAAAUGCACCUUGAUAUCUG